Molecule: messenger RNA, 1552 nt
Organism: Pogona vitticeps (central bearded dragon)
Lineage: Eukaryota; Metazoa; Chordata; Lepidosauria; Squamata; Agamidae
Source: RefSeq, a predicted model, not a curated record
AUGCAGUCUCUGACGUCGUGCGAAUGUACCAUUUGCCCUGAAUGCUUCGCCCUCCACUUCACCAUCGCCGUGAAAGAGAAGCACAUCACGGACCUGGUCUGCCCGGCUUGCUCCGAGCCGGAAAUCAGUGAUGAGAAAGAACUUCUGAGCUACUUCUCUACUCUGGACGUCCAGUGUUCCUUCGGCUUCAUCUACGAAUCGGACCACUUGGAGGCCAAAUGCCCACAGUGCCGGAAGAGCUUCUGCGUCCACUGCAAGCGCCAGUGGGAACCCCAGCAUCAGGGUCUGACGUGUGAUGAGUUCCAGGAAUGGAAGCGAGCCAACGAUCCUGAAUACCAAGCUCAGGGCUUAGCUGCCUACCUGCAGGAGAAUGGGAUUGCCUGUCCCAAAUGCAAAUUCUCGUACGCCUUGGCCCGGGGAGGAUGUAUGCAUUUCCAGUGCACCCAGUGUCGGCACCAUUUCUGCAGCGGCUGCUAUGGCGCUUUCUAUGCCCCGAACAAAUGCCCCGUCCCAGACUGUCACAUCCGGCGGUCUCUCCACGGCCACCAUCCACGGGAUUGCCUCUUCUACCUGCGUGACUGGGAUGUCCCUCGCCUGCAGCGUCUCCUACAGGAUAACAAUGUGGUGUUCAAUACAGACCCACCGGCAGGCACCCGAGCCACCCCUGGAGGUGGAUGCCGUGUUAUGGAGCAGAAGGAAACUAUGGCAGGGUUAAAGGAUGAACCUUGUGGGAAAGAAACCCCAGCAGGAUAUGCUGGUCUUUGUCAGGCGCACUAUAAAGAGUACCUGGUCAGUCUCAUCAAUGGUCACUCCCUGGACCCAGCCACCCUGUACACUGUGCAAGAGGCGGAAAACGUCUGCCGACGCCACUUGCCCGCUGCGCAGAUACCGCAGCAGGGGCCAGCAGAGGACGAGGAAGCCUAUCGGGGGCGUUUGCUCAAGAUUCUGAAAGAUGGAGUACCGCUAGCCCAGCAUAUUCCACGCAGGCGGAAGUAGCUGGAUGCAAGCGGACCUUCCAGCUGAAGAAAUAAGGCGGGUUUAGGAGCGAAGUUCUGGAUUUUGGCGGAAUGGAGCGCUGCACGGAAACCUCCCCUUCUCUCAUCGUCUUUUCCGCCUUGUGUUAAUAUUUCAGACAUAGCUUUAUAUCCGAGGUGCCCAAAGAUAAGGUGUCUUCACAAGCUUCUUGUCUUUACACGUUUCUAUGCAAAUUCCUUAUGGAGAUGGACAGUUUUAGGAGACUGUCAUGGGUAAAAUGAAAGAUAAUAUUUUAUUUUAUUUUUGUCAUCCAGGAAGUGUUGGGUUUAAAUACUGUAGCUGAAUCUUUAUGGGGGAUGUUUUUUUCCGUGGUGGAUUGGAAACGAAGCCACUUUCACCAAAAACAGAGAGAGAAUUAUUUGGUGGCUAAAUUUGGUGAAAAUGUCUUGUUGCAGUUUCCGAUUCCCUCUUUUUCUGACUCCUUAUUUCCUUCCCCCUUUCCACCUAAUUUCUGAGCCUGCGUACCUCUUCGGAAAUUAAUAAACUGUUCCAUGAUUUUUUUUAAAAAAAAAACCAA